Carlito syrichta (Philippine tarsier) is the source of this 1451-nucleotide messenger RNA. It is a transcript of the gene TNIP3, whose product is annotated as TNFAIP3 interacting protein 3. The coding region runs from base 7 to 1227 and encodes 406 amino acids. The record is from RefSeq and is a predicted model, not a curated record. Lineage: Eukaryota; Metazoa; Chordata; Mammalia; Primates; Tarsiidae. Gene Ontology annotation, biological process: cellular response to lipopolysaccharide; regulation of transcription by RNA polymerase II. The transcript has 14 exons.
AAUAACAUGACUUUUGGUGAAAAAUAUAUUCAACAGUUUCCAUGUGGACGGCUCAUAAACAAAAAUGAGAAACAUGAUGAGAAACUGGUACUGUUCACUGGUCAGUCUGAAGAUUCUGAAAGAUGUGAAAGUGUGGAGCUGGAUAAUAAAAUCCGGGAUCUGAUUGAGAGAAAUGCUUCUUCUGAUCCAAAAGGGGUCACCCUGGAGGCCAUGCCAGGUCACAGAAAUUCAUGUUCUCCAAAGACUUCAGGAAAAACAGUUUCCUUGGCACAUUCUGUGCAGAGCCCAUUGAAAAUGAGUGCUGGAGAAAGUUCUACGGAGCAUACAGAGUGUGCUCAAUCAUCAACAAGAAAGAACUUGACAAACUCUCUUGAACACAAGAUAAAGUGUUUGGAAAAACAGAGAAAAGAGCUCCUGGAAGUUAACCAGCAAUGGUAUCAGCAAUUUAGAAGGAUGAAAGAGGUAUAUGAAAGAAAGGUCGCAGGGCUGAAGACCAAGCUGGCCGUCGCAGAGGGAACCCUCGGCACCCCGGAGGAGGAGCGGCGUCCGAGUCCGAGAGACGGCGACAGGCAGCGAGACCAGAGCCGGGACCCGCCCGGGCGCGGAGAGAAGGAAAAGGAAAGGCUAAAUGAAGAAUUACAUGAAUUGAAGAAAGAGAAUAUGCUUUUGAAGGAAAAAAACACUCUUGCGAACAAGAAGAAGGAACAUUACGAAUGUGAAAUAAAACGCCUCAAUAAGGCUCUUCAGGAUGCCUUGAAAAUCGACUGUUCUUCACUUUCUGAGGACUGUUUGAGGAAGUCUGAAGUGGAGUUCAGCCAUGAGGAGAUGAGAACAGAAAUGGAAGUUCUCAAGCAGCAGGUACAAAUAUAUGAAGAAGACUUCAAAAAGGAACGAUCGGAUCGAGAAAGACUUAAUCAAGAGAAAGAAGAGCUACAGCAAAUUAACCAAACUUCUCAAUCCCAGUUGCACAAGCUUAAUUCUCAGAUAGAAACUUGUCAGAUGGAGAAGGAAAAACUAGAAAAGCAAUUAAAACAGAUGCAUUUCCCAACCUGCAACUGCGGCCUGGCUUUCCACCGUCGAGACCCAUGGGCACCAGCAAGCCCUGGAGCUGUGCGGAGUCAGCAGGAGCACCCACCAGACUAUCCGUGGUAUGCUCUUGACCAGCUUCCGCCAGAUGCACAGCACAAGGCACAUGAUUUCUCCUCAGAAAAGAAAAUCAAUCAGUAGAAGCAUAUACCCACAGAGCGGGACAGCGGGCAACGAGGGAGCCUGGCUGAGGACCCUCUUUUUUGUUUUUGCUGUGGCUUGUUUCUGCUGCAAAUGCACAUCAACUCCUCUGUUAUUUGUGCCUUGUAAUAUUUCCCUUUGGCAUGGAUAGAGGAAAAGGCUUCUGACAGCUGAAAUCCUGAGAAGCCAGUUAUUAUACAGCUAAAUACAACUUCCAGUUUCCU